Olea europaea var. sylvestris is the source of this 1616-nucleotide messenger RNA. RefSeq names its product WAT1-related protein At4g19185-like. The record is from RefSeq and is a predicted model, not a curated record. The coding region runs from base 235 to 1422 and encodes 395 amino acids. Lineage: Eukaryota; Viridiplantae; Streptophyta; Magnoliopsida; Lamiales; Oleaceae. Gene Ontology annotation, cellular component: plasma membrane. Gene Ontology annotation, molecular function: transmembrane transporter activity. The transcript has 7 exons.
CAACACUCUGGUGAAUAGUUGGUCUCUUCUCCCCUUUCAACACUCCCGAAGUCAUCACAAAAACGUGAAAAUCACGUGAAAAUCCUCCGUAUCACUAUAAUUGUCUUCCUUAAACAACACGAAUCGCACAGCCCCACUUCACACCGUCCAUCCUUUCACCCCCCAUUCCGCCGUCCCAAGCUAUACAUACACAAAUUAUGCAAAUAUAGGCAAUAUUGGGAUGAAAUUACUGUUAUGAAGAAGAUGGCAGCAGCAUUUACAGUGAGUUUAAUUGGAAAUAAUGUACGGAGAGCACAUAUGGCGAUGGCCAUGGUGCAGGUGUUCAAUGGAGGUUACCAUGUUAUCACCAAAGUUGCACUCAAUGUGGGGGUGAAUCAGCUUGUUUUCUGUGUUUUACGAGACCUCCUUGCCCUUUCGAUUCUCGCUCCUGUGGCGUAUGUACGCGAAAAAAGGCUAAGACCGCCUCUGAAUAGACGCCUUGUUAUCUCAUUCUUCUUUCUUGGUUUGACUGGGAUAUUUGGAAAUCAACUUUUGUUUCUUAUUGGUUUGGACUACACAAAUCCGAGUUAUGCUGCAGCCAUUCAGCCUGCUAUUCCAGUCUUUACAUUUGCAUUGGCUGUGAUAAUGGGUACAGAAACAGUGAAUUUGCGAAGAACUGAAGGCCAAGCUAAGUUAGGAGGCACUCUUGUGUGUAUUUGUGGUGCCAUUCUAAUGGCUAUGUUCCGUGGUCCUGCCGUUUUUGGAAACAAGGAAUCAGAAUUUGCAGGGCAAAGUGAAAUAAUUGCCAAGGGUCAGCCUGAGCCUGUUGGAUGGUUAUUGUCUAGUUUUCUGGAAUUAGGGAUUGAUAAUUGGCAUCUUGGUGUUUUAUGCUUAUUUGGGAACUGCAUGUGCAUGGCAGCUUGUCUAUCCAUUCAGGCUCCAGUUUUAGCCCAGUAUCCUGCAAGCAUAUCGGUGACAGCAUAUUCAUACUUCUUUGGUGUAUUCUUUAUGGUGGUGACUGCAUUCUUUAUGACGAAUGAAUCCACUGACUGGAAUUUGACACAAUCUGAGGCUUUUGCAGUGUCCUAUGCUGGAAUUGUAGCAUCUGCUCUGAACUCUGGACUUUUGACAUGGUCAAAUAAGGUUCUUGGCCCUGCCUUGGUUGCUUUGUAUAUGCCGCUGCAACCUGCUUUAUCGGCUUUCCUAUCAAGAAUUUUUCUUGGAAGCCCUAUUUAUUUUGGAAGCAUUUUGGGAGGAAUUCUUAUUAUAGCUGGGCUAUAUAUGGUUACUUGGGCAUCCAAUAGAGAGAAACAAGCUGCUGGAGUUCCAUCUUGGCCAUCAGAGCCGUUUAGUAAUAAAGAUUCGUCUCUCAACAGGAUCACAUACCGGAUAGGACACAUUUUCUCAGGUUCUUCGACCUCUACACCAAAAAUCGUGGAUUGACUUAGAUGUGACUAGGAAGUUUUUCGCCUAACUUUGAUUACAGUGACCUCAAAUUUAUGUAAGAACUUGGAUAUGUAUAUGUUACAUCAAGGCCUUUAAGUUUCUUACCUCCUUUCGAUUUUUGGUGCAUGCUAUGUUGAUAGUGGAUGAAAUUAUUCUAUGGCUGUGCUGAGGGUGCAGGAACAUUUGCCAUA